AUGAUCAAUUCAAAGACGAACAAUAGGGUGAAGCAAUUGAUUAGAAAAUAUCUUAAAAUCAAAAUUAGGAUGAUACAAAAGUUGAUAAAAGUUAAACUUUAGAAAAAAAAGAAGAAGAAUAAUAAUAAAAACAAUUGUUGUAAUAACAGUCAUCAUAAUAAUAAUAAUAAUAAUAAUAAUAAUAAUAAUAAUAAUAAUAACAAUAACAAUAACAAUAAUAGUAGUAAUAAUAAUAAUAAAAAUAAUAACAACAGUAAUAAUAACAAAAAAAAUCAUAAUAACAACAAUAAUAACAGCAAUAACAAUAAUAAAAACAAUAACAAUAAUAACAAGAAAAAAAGUAAAAUAAUAAAAAUAACAAAAAAACUAAAGAGUAAUAGGAAAAAGAGGAGGAAGAAUUUUAUAAUUCGAUCAUUUUAAAAGAUGAGAAAAAAUGUUCCUUUAUGUCCAAUAAUAUUCAAUGUAUAUAAACUGUAUAAUGGUUGGGUUAGAAAUGCAAAUUUUGUAAUAAUUAAUUUUGUCAAUAUCAUUUAUAUGCUGAAAGGCAUGGGUGUGAGGAUGAAGCCUGUAGAUAAGCUAAGUAAUGAAUUACAAAUAAACUAGAUUAUAAUUUUAAUCCGAAGGCCUAAAAACAGAAAAAAGUAGGUCGGCCAUUUAAGAAAAAAUAGCUGA
Molecule: messenger RNA, 672 nt
Organism: Paramecium tetraurelia
Lineage: Eukaryota; Ciliophora; Oligohymenophorea; Peniculida; Parameciidae
Exons: 1
Source: RefSeq, a predicted model, not a curated record